This is a messenger RNA of Humulus lupulus (European hop), 1059 nucleotides long. RefSeq lists its product as uncharacterized. The transcript is spliced from 3 exons. The coding region runs from base 1 to 1059 and encodes 352 amino acids. The record is from RefSeq and is a predicted model, not a curated record. Lineage: Eukaryota; Viridiplantae; Streptophyta; Magnoliopsida; Rosales; Cannabaceae.
AUGGAUGGGGUCCGUAAUGCAGCACAUCCUAAGGCAACUGCAGACCCUGACAUCCAAGCCCAGCUGGAUCUAUUAACCCAACUGGGGGUUCGAGAUGACGCCAGGUGCAAGAUCUUCCCAGCCACCCUAUCAGAAACUGCCCAGCGAUGGUUCUUCAAGCUACAGCCAGGAUCAAUCACGUCAUGGGACAAUUUUGUCCACAUAUUCUAUUCUCAGUUCUCCUCAGCAAUGCCCCUCCCAGCCGAGCCAAAUGAUUUGGUGGACAUCAAUCAAAGGGACAAUGAGCCUCUAAAAGAUUACAUCCAGUGUUUCAUGCAAGAAGCCACCAAGGUAAAGUCCCUUAGUGAUGAUGGUAAUUUGAUAGACAUCAAUUCAGGAGUCAAGGUAAAAAGUUUAUUCUGGAGUAGCUUGAAGAGGAAGUCAGCGCAUACCACUCAAGAAUUUCUCAACAUAGCAGAAGAAUUUAUCAAGUUAGAAGAAGCUGAACGGAAGGUGAAUAAUCCUACCCAGGCAGUUUUCGAGAAAGAGAAAACAAGUGUUGGGAACAACACCAACCCUGUAGAAGGAAGUAAAAAUGGAGGAAAGAACGGCAAACGCAGUAAAGGGGCUGGAAGCAGUGGUAACCAGAAUGACAAUAAAAAGCCUAAGACUAGUGAGCAUCCGAACCCACGAGAAUACGUGCCCAAGUUUACUACUUACACCAUCCUGUUGGAGUCCCGAGCAGAUGUUUUCAAUGCUACACAGGUCGUCGUACCAUACAAAAGACCUCCACCAAUAAGGAAGGAUGUUAAUAGACGGGAUAUGACCAAGUUCUAUCAGUUUCACAAUGACUACGGUCAUGAAACCAAUGAAUGUAACCACUUGAAGGAGGAGAUAGAGUUCCUCAUUAGAAAAAACAAUGCUCAUCUGAAGAGCAUGGCCCCCACAGGAAGCAUAAGGUUGCCUUUAACAGUAGGGACGGCACCUAAGAGCAACACGGUAAUGGCUUUGUUCGUAGUGAUUGACAUUCCUUCUCUGUACAAUGCCAUGAUAGGGCGGGCGACCCUGUAUGACCUCUGA